AUGACAUUGGUCCACAUUGUUCUCUUCAAGUUCCGCCCCGAGGUCACGGAGGAACACAAGCAAAAGUUCAUCACGGAGUUGAAGAAACUGAAGAGCCUACCUUGUGUGAAGGGGGGCCGGCUGCUGGUCGGAGGGCCCAGUGUGACCGACCCCAUCGAGCGCAGCAAGGGCUUCCAGAUCUCGUUGGUUAGCUUCCAUGAGAACCUGGCGGCAUUGACAGAAUACCAGGCAAGUCCGGAACAUCACCAUGUCACAUCAACGUACAUGUUCCCCUACAAGGAAGACCUGAUACGGUUCGAUUUCGAGGUGGAUGCGGAGGAUGAUGAAUAUAUGUGUGGUUUCCCGUUGGUGCUGUAGAGAUGUGAUGCGUCAUUUUCC
Aspergillus heteromorphus CBS 117.55 is the source of this 378-nucleotide messenger RNA. RefSeq names its product Dabb family protein. The transcript is spliced from 3 exons. The record is from RefSeq and is a predicted model, not a curated record. Lineage: Eukaryota; Fungi; Ascomycota; Eurotiomycetes; Eurotiales; Aspergillaceae. The coding region runs from base 1 to 357 and encodes 118 amino acids.